This is a messenger RNA of Octodon degus (degu), 350 nucleotides long. Its product is annotated as ubiquitin-60S ribosomal protein L40-like. The record is from RefSeq and is a predicted model, not a curated record. Gene Ontology annotation, biological process: protein ubiquitination; translation; modification-dependent protein catabolic process. Gene Ontology annotation, molecular function: protein tag activity; ubiquitin protein ligase binding; structural constituent of ribosome. The transcript has 2 exons. Lineage: Eukaryota; Metazoa; Chordata; Mammalia; Rodentia; Octodontidae. Gene Ontology annotation, cellular component: cytoplasm; nucleus; ribosome. The coding region runs from base 1 to 291 and encodes 96 amino acids.
AUGCAGAAGACCCUGACAGGCAAGACCAUCACCCUCGAGGUUGAGCCCAGUGACACCACUGAGAAUGUCAAAGCCAAAAUCCAAGAUAAGGAGGAGUCCAUCCUGCACCUGGUGCUUCGCCUGCGAGGUGGGAUCAUCGAGCCAUCCCUGCGCCAGCUUGCCCAGAAGUACAACUGUGACAAGAUGAUCUGCCGCAAGUGUUAUGCCCGCCUGCACCCCCGUGCCGUCAACUGCCGCAAGAAGAAGUGUGGCCACACCAACAACCUGCGCCCCAAGAAGAAGGUCAAAUAAAGCUCAGCCAGCCCCUCGUCCAGAAGGGCACCACCUGCCCAACACCUGCAGCCUUGAGG